UUUCUCUAUUUUUUACCCUUUUUCCAGGUCUGUCAGUGUUCUCUGACCAACGAUGUUUCACAAAAUUUAUCAAACAAAAUUUGGAUUGGAUGUACUAAUCAAAAAAUGCCUGCUAUUUUUCGAGCUCUUUUUUCAUUAAACGAUACAAAAAUUGACCAUUUACAUGUUUGGAAUGCUUUAAUCAACAUUUUGCCGAAAGAUAUGUUCUCUAAAAUUAAAUUGGAUAAAUUAACGAUUGAAGAUUCUAGUGUUGGAAUUAUUCGAAAGGAAGCUUUUUCUAAUGUUGAGAAUACUCUUAAAGGUUUUUUGUUUGAUUUUAUAUUUUUGUUGGCUUUGUGA
Meloidogyne enterolobii is the source of this 339-nucleotide messenger RNA. The record is from the annotation of a GenBank genome assembly. Lineage: Eukaryota; Metazoa; Nematoda; Chromadorea; Rhabditida; Meloidogynidae.